Molecule: messenger RNA, 1299 nt
Organism: Moesziomyces antarcticus
Lineage: Eukaryota; Fungi; Basidiomycota; Ustilaginomycetes; Ustilaginales; Ustilaginaceae
Product: lipase 2 protein
Exons: 1
Coding region: 1-1299 (432 amino acids)
Molecular function (GO): hydrolase activity
Source: RefSeq, a predicted model, not a curated record
AUGGCCUCCCUAUACAACAAAAUCCGCUCCGUCUCGUUCGACGUGCUGUGGCGCACGGCGCUCGUGCGUCUGCCGCGCGCCGUACCGCUCUCGGCACUCAAGUGGACCUCACCCGAGGGCCCGCAUCCAUUCAUCUUCCAGAUGCCAUCCAGAUCCGCCGACUACACAAUACCGCUCUACAUCUUCAUCCCCACGCGCUUCUACGACGACUGGCCAUCCACGGGCGCACCCGUGCUCGUCGAUUUCCACGGUGGCGGCUUCUACCUCGGCUCGUGCCUCGAACAGGCACCCUUUUGCUCGAGCAUGGCGAGAGAGCUUGACUCGAUCGUCAUCAGCGUCGACUAUCGCAUGGGCCCUUUCCAUCGCUUUCCGGCUGCCAUCGAGGACGGCGAAGAUGUGCUCAGCGCCGUUCUCGACCGCGACUUUGCCGGCUACGAGCCGCUACGCAACGCAAUCGCCGCGAGAGUGCAGUCUGAGAAGGCGAAACUCGCAAAAAGCGGCGCAGAGGCGCUUGCUGAACAGCACAAGGUCGAGCUGCAGCAGGGCAAGAUCGAACAAGUCUCUGCACCUCCGACCUCGGGCCCUUCGUCAGCUGGUGCCGCUUCCUCCUCUUCGUUCGACUUUGAUGCAAGCAAGGUCUCGGUUUCGGGAUUCAGCUCGGGUGGUAAUCUCGCCCUCAACUUGGCGCUCCACAUUAAGCCGCCUGAACUCGACACGGAGUGGCCUAGCAAGUUCGCGCAGAACCACCCUGCACCCAUCCCACUGCUGCUCUUCUAUCCUUCGUUCGACCUGCGCCAGCUGCCGUCUCAGCGAUCUAGACCACAACACAUGGCCCUCCCAUCACCCUUUUGGACCAAAGUGGCCGACGCUUUAGCACCCACCUACGCCGAGCAGGAACAGACGAACCAUCCGCGUGUCUCGCCGGGUCUGGCGUCGCUUGAGUCUCUCCAUCCCGCGGCCCGCGUGUUCCUGGUGCUGUGCGAGCUCGACACGCUGGCAGAACAGUCGAAAGAGUGGGUUGCCAAGAUGCAGAAUCACGAGCGUACCGAGCACCUCGUGGUCGAAGACGUCGCCAACAUGAAGCACGGCUGGACCCAGAUGCCCGACGGCUGGCUCUCGCCUGAAGAGAAGCAAGCGAAAGAGGCUGUAUUCACCAAGGCGAUCGCGUUUGUUCAGUGGGCAUGGAACGGAUCCAAUGGCGACGCCAAGCCCCGAUCGGAAGUCAUCGUUCCUCAGAAAGACACGGCGGAAGUAUCAAAGACCACAGUCUCGACUGCAUCGAUGGCGGAACAAGACUAG